GGUCUCAAGAAAAGGAUGGAGCAGCUCAAGAAAAGUAUCGAGACGGCCAGUAAAGCUGUGGACGUGGAGAAACAGAAAAACGUUGACCUCUUGCUGGAGAUCUUUCCUCCCACUAUAGCCCAGAAGCUUUGGCGAGGAGAGGAGGUGGAGCCGAUGACUGUCGAUGACGUCACGAUGCUGUUCAGCGACAUCGUGGGGUUCACGGCCAUCUGCAGUACGGCCACGCCCAUGCAAGUGGUGGACAUGCUCAACUCACUCUACACACACUUUGACCAGUACUGUGUGGACAUCGAUGUCUACAAGAUCGAGACUAUCGGCGACGCCUACUGUGUGGCCGGUGGCCUCCACAAGGUCAGCCAGUACCACGCCCAACAGAUCGCCUGGAUGGCCCUCAAGAUGAUGGCCGCGGCCAAGAACGAGAAGGCUCACGAUGGCGCCGUCAUUAAGAUGCGGAUUGGGAUCCACACGGGUCGGGUUCUAGCAGGGGUCGUGGGUCGCAAAAUGCCACGGUACUGCCUGUUUGGGAACAACGUGACCAUCGCCAACAAGUUUGAGUCUGGGAGUGAGCCGUUAAAGACGCACGUGAGCCCCACGACAUACGAGCUGUUACGUCAUACUCCAGGAUUUUGCUUCACGCCGAGAACGAGGGAGAACUUACCAGCGGGGUUUCCCCAACAUAUACCGGGAAUUUCCUAUUUUCUCGAGGACUAUGAGUUCCCGGAUGUCAAGGGGUGUGGCUCUAGGGUAGAUCACGUGGCUCUGGCGGUGGAUUACUACAGGAUUAAAGAUGUUCCGGCUAGCUAAUUAAUCCAUGGGAUGACUUCAUAAUAAUAUGUAAACAUAACAAGAACUAUUUGAAAUAUCAUUAUAAGUUUACAGAUAUAUCAUUAACACGAAUCAUUCAUUCACCUUGAUAGGAAGUAUUUAUUUGUUAUUUAUUUUAAUUACUCAUUUUGUCCAGUAUUAUCGACCUGUAAUGAACGUUUCAUACACGAUCGAUGCUUACAUCAUGAUUCAGAUAUUAGAACAGCUAAAUUAACCGGUGAAUAUCUGUGUAGAUACU
Messenger RNA from Physella acuta, 1063 nucleotides. RefSeq names its product guanylate cyclase soluble subunit alpha-1-like. Gene Ontology annotation, cellular component: guanylate cyclase complex, soluble. Gene Ontology annotation, molecular function: guanylate cyclase activity. The record is from RefSeq and is a predicted model, not a curated record. Lineage: Eukaryota; Metazoa; Mollusca; Gastropoda; Physidae. Gene Ontology annotation, biological process: response to oxygen levels; cyclic nucleotide biosynthetic process.